This is a messenger RNA of Camellia sinensis, 855 nucleotides long. The record is from RefSeq and is a predicted model, not a curated record. NCBI's taxonomy places the organism in Eukaryota, Viridiplantae, Streptophyta, Magnoliopsida, Ericales, Theaceae.
AUGAAACAAUUGAGGGUUCUUAGCCUUCGAGGAAUUUCAUUGAUUACAGAGCUUCCUCAAUUCAUUUCACAACUGACUGGUCUUAAAACUCUAGAUCUCAAAUCGUGUCACAACCUUGAGGUGGUUCCAGAUUGGAUUGGCUUGCUUGAAAAUUUGACACACUUGGAUAUAUCUGGGUGUUACCUUUUAGAUCACAUGCCCAAGGGGCUUGGUGCACUAUCUAAUCUCGAAGUCCUUAAGGGAUUUAUUAUUAGAGAUUCCAAGGACGAAAAGUCAUGUACUAUCAAUAAUUUGACAAAAUUGUCAAAUCUACGAAAAUUGAGCAUAUCCAUAAGUAUGAAAGAAUUUCCAACAGAUCUGCAGCUUCAUCAUUUACAAAGAUUAUACCUUUUACAGAAGUUGAAAAUAUCUUGGUCAGGAUGCAUUUUACGAGGUAAAACUGAUGAUUCACCUAAGCAAGCACAACUAUUUUCCAAGCAGACAACGCUGACAAGAUCAUUCAUUGAGCCGCGUGAUCCAAAACUUCCUCUCUUAUUGAAACUUCCUUCAUCGUUGCAAAAACUAGAGCUUGAGGGUUUUCCUGAGAUAGAUACACCCGGUUGGUUACGGUCUGACAAUUUGAACAACUUGAAGAAACUUUACAUCAGAGGAGGACUAUUGUGUAAUCUGGACAAAAUAGUAGCUACCACAGUUCAAAUGUUACAAUUGAAGUACGUGAGUAACUUAGAGAUAGCUUGGGAAGACAUUAUGAUGUUAUUUCCCAAUUUGAUUUACUUGGAGAAAGUAGAAUGUCCCGGCCUCAAUUCCUUUCCGUGUGAUCAGAAUGGUGUUUGGAUGAAGAAAGAAUGCCAUUGA